Messenger RNA from Ustilago hordei, 906 nucleotides. RefSeq lists its product as uncharacterized. The coding region runs from base 1 to 906 and encodes 301 amino acids. The transcript is spliced from 2 exons. NCBI's taxonomy places the organism in Eukaryota, Fungi, Basidiomycota, Ustilaginomycetes, Ustilaginales, Ustilaginaceae. The record is from RefSeq and is a predicted model, not a curated record. Gene Ontology annotation, molecular function: acetate transmembrane transporter activity. Gene Ontology annotation, cellular component: plasma membrane.
AUGUCGCAGGCCGUCAACGCAAACAGUCACCAGUUGACUGCAGCUACUCCUCACUCCGCUGACGGUGCUGCUACCGCCAACGGUCACUCUUCACCCGUCAACAACGGCAAUGGCUACACCAACGGCCAUCGCAACGGACACCAAAGCUUUGACAACGAAAAGGGAACCAUGGCUCAUCAGGCACCCAUGUACAACGGUGCUGGAUUUGGCGGUCCCACUAUGAGCCGAACUCUCACCCCUGGAGGUCACUUUGCCGAUGAUGACUUGCUUGCUAUCGCAAACUCUCAUCGUCGUAUUGGUAACCCUCUUCCUCUCGGAGUGUUUGGCUUCUCGACCACGACUCUCCUCCUCUCCCUAUACAACAUUCAAAUCCGAGGCAUCGAGAUGCCCAACGCCGUUCUCGGUUUCGCUCUCUCCUAUGGUGGUCUCGCUCAAUUCCUUGCUGGCUUGUGGGAGUUUGCAUCAGGCAACACUUUCGGUGCUACCGUAUUCUGCUCCUUCGGCAUGUUCUGGUGGGGAUAUGCUGUCAUCCUUAUCCCUUUCUUCGGUUUUGAAGGCACUUACAACGGUGUCCCUGGUAUCUACUCAAAGGGUUCUCCUUAUGCGGCUGAAGCGGAAAGCGCCAUUGGUCUCUACCUCUGGAUCUGGUUCGGUAUUACUACCAUCUACCUCAUCGCUUCUCUUCGUGGUUCGGUCUCGCUUUUCGUAUUGAUCUUCCUCCUCUGGAUCACUUUCAUCAUGUUGGGAGCUCACGCCUACACUGGUAUUGCUGCACUGCAGACCGCUGGAGGUGCAUUUGGCAUUGCGACUGGAUUUGCGGGAUACUAUUUGGGUAUCGCUAGUUUCUUGAGCCCUUACAACAGUUUCUUUACCUUGCCGGUGAUUCCGCUUGGAAAGAAGGAUUAA